Messenger RNA from Cylas formicarius (sweet potato weevil), 2382 nucleotides. It is a transcript of the gene Swt1, whose product is annotated as transcriptional protein SWT1. The record is from RefSeq and is a predicted model, not a curated record. Gene Ontology annotation, cellular component: nucleus. The transcript has 7 exons. Bases 51 to 1733 code for a protein of 560 amino acids. Lineage: Eukaryota; Metazoa; Arthropoda; Insecta; Coleoptera; Brentidae.
GCGAAAGUCGAGGUUAAUUCGAAAUUUUCGGGGUCGUUUAUUAAAUUCCUAUGAUGGAUAAUGCGGAACGGCCAAAACUAAAGGCCAGAAGACGCCGCAGACGCUACAAAAGUGCCCGAGAAAAUAAUAACAGUCCAACAUGCGCGGAGCCCAGCACAAGCCGGGGUCAAAAAAGGGGGUCUACUGCUCACGCUGAAGCAAUUUCCAGCAAGAGGUAUUGCCCUCCGAAAAAAUAUUUGUCCUUACCGCCCGCGAGUUCUACUCCCGGUAAAAAUAACGCUAGCGAUCGGCUACAGAAGUUGAGGCAGGUUUUAACUGGCGAGGAGACAAAUGCGACAGGAAAAUUGGCAAAGAUUGCGGAAAAGGUACCGCCCGAUAAGAUUCAGACCGGCGGCUGUGCACAAAAAGCGCCUCCCGCAAAAGGACAAGUGCCUAAAGUGUCUCCUUUAAUGGGUAGGUUGUCGCGGAUUCGGAACAGCAGUGGACCAAGUGAAAAGGAGCUUAAGGAAAAUAUAUCUGCCGAGCGACUCCCUGCAUUAUCACAUCCCAGCGACGAUGGAAUUGUGGAAAUAUCAGACGAUGAUCUACCCCCAAGUGAGCCCGAGUUUAAAACUCCGUUGUCUAAGCAACACCCGCCAAUCGGGCAGCAAGAAAAUCUUUCGCAAACCUGCGACCAGUGCUCGAAGGUGUCGUCGACGAGGGACUGGAUUAAUACGCAUCAGUGUUUAAAUCGCGAUUCGCGUUUUAGUUUAAGCGAAUCUUUAGAAGUCAAUGUGAACGAUACUAUUUCAAAUAAGACCGCUGUGGUGGAUUCGGAGGAUGACUCGAUGGAAGUAGAAACAGUAGAUAUUACCGAGAACAUUCUGACGGCGCCUCUGUCGUCUGUACCGCCUAAAGAUGAUUUGUUGUGCGUUGUCGCCGAUACCAACAUAUUUAUAAAUUAUUUGUAUAAGAUUAAAGAUAUUGUUUUCGGCAGUUGGCCAGCUUCCAAACGGGUGAUCGUGUAUGUGCCCUGGAUGGUGUUCAGCGAGCUGGACUACCAGAAGGAUAACGCGCGUGAACCAUUGAAAGGUAACGCGAUGGAGGCGAUUCGGUUCAUCAAUCGCUGCCUUUCGGAACGAAAUCCGAGGCUCGUCGGCCAGUCGGUUUUGGAAAUGAGCCAACAGAAAGACAUUGGGGUCAGUCAAGACGACAAAAUCUUGUCUUGCGCGAUGCAGGCCAUUGAAAAGUACGAGACGGUGUUUCUUCUAUCCAACGACAUUAACCUGCGCAACAAAGCAAUGGUCAGCGGGCUGACGACCUGCACCCCGAGCGAUAUAUUACCCAGGGUCAGGGCCACAAUCAUGAAGACGAAGAAAACGCAGAAAAUUAGCGUUAAAAUGGGCAUGCUGUGUUCGCAAAUUAUCUGUGAGUGCUGCAGAGAAGCCUACGGCGAAGUGUGGUUGAAAAUGGAUUUGCUGAGUAACCCGCCAUGGUCUUUGGUCGAGUGCCUGAAGCGAAUGCGGAAAUACUGGUUCUCCGUCUUCAGAAUGAAACUGCUCAAGCAGUGCUCCAAGACAAUUGACGAUUUCCUUCGCAUUCUGACGUCGCAUAGAGAUAUUUGCGACGAUUCCGCUGAGUUCGACGAGUUCAUGAAGCUGGCGAUAGCGUUGUGCAUAUACUUGAAAGAUAUUAAAGAAAAGAAGGCGACCGUACAAAAUACCAUGAAUGAAAUAGUUAAAAUCGCCUCCUGAUCAGUGGUUCGGGAGCGGGUGGGCGGGCAGAGAACAGUGUUCAAAUAUACUGUGAUACUAAGUACUAUUCUAGUUCCAUUUAUUCAAAAAAGGAAUUUAAAAUAUAAACUUUGUUUUGAUUACUUUUUUUUAAUAGCAAGGGAACAAGUGUCAGAUACCGCUUUUAGAGGAGGGUUCAAGUCGUUCAGCCCGUGUAUUCCGAGUCACUUCAUGCGAGGAAACAACACACGUCACCUGAAAUUUGAUUCAAGACACACGUAGGAAGCGUAGGAAUUACUGCAUACAAAUCGUCCUGAAGCCAAACUUUUUACCAUCAAACAAAAACUCUCCUAACAGAAAUUCAUUUCACUGCCCGUGCCUGAAAACGAAGUGUUCAUUUUUGUCGUGCCAUUUAAUAUACGCAGACGGGAGAGAUUUCGCAACUCGCUUUUGACCCACAACCUUGCGGCAUUCAAAAAUGAACAUGGCCGCUGACAGUUCUUCAAUUCGACAGUUUUAAGUUUAUCAUACACAUAAGGUAAAGGUAUUAUGGCAGCCACAACAUCAACGAUAUAAUUUGAACCAAACUAUACCAUACCUUACCUUUUCUCCGUGGCUCCGUUGAAAAACGCAUGCUUGGCGACUCGAUCGUCGACCUGUACCGAGCACG